Molecule: messenger RNA, 5389 nt
Organism: Bactrocera tryoni
Lineage: Eukaryota; Metazoa; Arthropoda; Insecta; Diptera; Tephritidae
Gene: Hs3st-A
Exons: 6
Coding region: 2346-4247 (633 amino acids)
Molecular function (GO): [heparan sulfate]-glucosamine 3-sulfotransferase activity
Source: RefSeq, a predicted model, not a curated record
UAAUUAUCCGCUACCAUGGCUUUACAUGCCAAGCAGCACUAUAAUAACAAAAACAACAUCAAUAACUUCCACUAACAUCACAACAAAAGCGAUUAGCGUUUGUACAGCGCUAAAGCCCAGCCGCUAAGGUAGUAAGCAAGCAAAAUUGCUUACCCGAUUGACGUCAAGUGGGGCAGCAACUAAGUAGUCGUUUGAAUAGCGCCGGAACAAAAUCAACAACAACAGCAACAAUUGUAACUACUGUACAAUAAGCAAACAACAACAUCUUGCCAAAGACAAAGCACAAAAAUCUCGCCCUUCAUUGCGCGCAGCGCAUCCAUAGGCGAGCGCACAUACUUAGAGAAAUACACACACACGGCUAUAUAUACAACACAUUUGUGUCUAUUUGGCCGUUCAUUAGACAAGCGAAGUCAGUCAGUGAGAUUACAGUGCUGCAUGAGCGCUGCAUGUAUGUUUUGUUGAGCUCGUGCUUUCGUUGUUAGCAAGCGCGUGUGGGUGUCUGUGCUACUCAGCGUCGAUCGUCUAUUGUUGUGUCGUCUGCAUGUGGCUGAAUGUGCUGUCAUUAAUGCAAUUUGCUGCAAAGCGGAAAUAGUUGACGGAAAUUAAACGGCCACUUAAGUUCCGAUGUAAAGUGAUGCCAUUCAAUUGGUGCAGCGCGCAGCAACAAUAACCGCAAUAACAACAGCAACAGCGUUUGAAAAUUGUUUGCGGUAUUAAUAAUUGUUUGAAUGCUUACAAUAGAAUAUUCUAUAACAACAAGUGGUUGGCUGUCACAGUAUAGAAAAACCUAUGAAAAUUGGCAGCAUUGAUAACAUUCAAAGCUCAGUGAACUUUUUGCUAAAAAAAAUUUUGGCACAAAGAGUUUGAUUUUCCAAGACAAAUAAUCAAUUACUUGACAAUGGGUUUGAAAAUAUUUAUUGGAAUUAAAAAUUAUGUCAAUCGAGCCAAAUGGAUUUAUAUGAAAGCUUUAGAGCGUAAUCUACAAGCUUCAAGCUAAAAUUAAUGCAGUUCAAGGGUCCAAGAUUGGAAUUAAAAAUUAUGUCAAUCGAGCCAAAUGGAUUUAUAUGAAAGCUUUAGAGCGUAAUCUACAAGCUUCAAGCUAAAAUUAAUGCAGUUCAAGGGUCCAAGAAAGCUCAAAAACUUUUGGGAAAGCUCAAAAAGCUUUAAAAACUGUAUUGAAAGCUUUUUGUAUAUAAUCAACACUGAAUAUGCAAUUACUUCUGGUACAAAAAGUUUGAGUAACUGAAAGUUUGGAACAACGUGAAAGCUUCAAAAGCUCAAUGAAAGCUUGAAAAUCAAGGAGAGCAAUUAAACAAAUUCAGUCAGCACAUCGAAGCCAGUUGGAUUUGUAUGAAAGCUUCAGAGAGUAGUUUACAUGGUUUGAGCUAAAAUUAAUGCAGCUAAAAAGUGAAUAAAAGCUUAAAAAAAUUUAGUGAAAGCUCAAAUAGCCUGAAAACCUAUACUGAAAGCAUUCUGAAUAUAAUCAACACUAAAAGUUCAACUACUUCUGGUACAAAGUGUGUAAGUAACUGCAAGUGACAAAAAUCGUGAAAGCUUGCGAAAGCUCAAAAAUCGAUAAAAGCACUUUAGAUUACACCAAACUAUGCUUCCAAAUUAUUACAUAUUUUUGAGUAAAAUCUCUGUAGUUUGAGGCAUUUGGCAUCACUAAGCAGUGCUCAAGCAAAAAGCUUUAAGAGAAGGAAAAAACACUUUUUUGAAAAAAAUAAAUACAUAAAUAAAUAAGCACAAGAGCGUACUAGCUGCUGUGGGUUAAUCCACAAAUAUGAUGUACAAAAUAGCAUUACAUGAAGAAAACGCGCAAAAUUUAAAGCUUUGCUGAAAAGCUACGUGAUUAUGCCACAAACAACUCGCUGUGGUGAAAGAGACAGUUAAUGAAACGAAAAAACUCAAGAGCUACAAACAAGACAGCUAAAUUAAUUGUGAGAUAAUUAUACAACUGAAAAAGCUUAAAGCUCUAUGUUGGAAGAGAAAACUCUCAAAUUGAUAAUAAAUUUAAUUCCAGACCAAGACAAGAAUUACAAAUUAACACGUACUCGAAGAGGAAAAAAAUUUCCAGCUUAUCAACUUUAAUAGAGCCACACCCAUACGGCAAUUACGCGUGCAGUUAAUUAAAUAUUUUAUUUGCUUCUUCAGCCCAUACCUUCCACAAGUUUAUAUUAAAUUCACAUUGCGACGAAAAGUUUCUCACCUGUCACGGCUGAUUUGCUGCAACUCCGCUCACCCUUAAUAUCGGCCAGGAACAACGCCGCUUACUUUAUUCUUAUACCAUUAAUUUGCUGCUUCCCUCUCCCACCAAAAGUUAAUUUCGACUCUCUCUCCCACUGAUGACCGCCGCUAAACGACGCGCAAGCAGUGGCGCGACAAAUAACAACAAUAACAAUAAUGAUACGGAUGAAUAUCGCGAACAGCAGCAACAUCUGUUACAACAUCCACAACAACAAUAUCAUAGUACACAACAACGUUACCAUUUGCAGUAUCAGCAAGACCAGUCACAGCAACAACCACAACAACAUUACCAAUACCAACAACAACAGCAACAACAGUUUUCUCAUCAGUCCGCAUCGCAUUCAGCAUAUCAUCAGGAAAAUCACCAGUCAAAUCAACAACAACAACAACAGCAUCAACAGCAACAGCGCCAACAAACAUCACUGCUGCGUGAUUGUUCGGUGAAAUUGCCUCUGGAUAUUCUAUGGUUACCAAAAUCUGCAAUGCGGCCAGUGGGGCCUGACGCCUCGCACACCGACUGCAUACUGGUUGUUGGUGUCUCCCGUCCGAAAUUAGCAGUAGUCUUUCUAACAGUUAUGUUAAUAUCACUAUUCCUCACCUUUCAUGUACUGUACGAUAGCGCCGUAUAUAAUAUACAAGCAGCACAAGUACUCACCGAACGUCAUCGGCUGCGUUUGCUGAGCAGUGCGAGCGGUAGUGGUGGUGGUAGCGCUAACGCUAAUAACAUCAACAAUAAUCAUUUGCCGGAAUUCAUCAAACCCGCCGCGGCUGCUGUGGCUGCGGCAGCAGCAUUGGCCGCUGUACCCUCCUCGAAUCAGAUUAGUCAUCCAAUGGUGUUUCCUUCGAAUCGUGUGCACUUUCCGAAAACGAGCCGACGAUUGCCGCAAGCUCUCAUUAUCGGCGUUCGAAAGUGUGGCACACGCGCUCUCCUAGAAAUGCUGUAUCUUCAUCCUCGCAUACAAAAAGCCGGUGGCGAAGUUCAUUUCUUCGAUCGUGAUGAGAACUACAUGAAGGGUUUGGAGUGGUAUCGCAAGAAAAUGCCACAUUCGUUUCGUGGCCAAAUUACGAUCGAAAAGAGUCCCAGUUACUUCGUGUCGCCAGAGGUGCCGGAACGUGUGCGCGCCAUGAAUGCCAGCAUCAAACUUUUGCUCAUUGUACGUGAACCGGUGACAAGGGCCAUUUCUGAUUACACACAAUUACGAAGUCAUGCGGCCACGGCCACGCUGCCGCUAGCCGAUGGACCCGCAGCAGCGCCACCAUCGCCGGCAACCGCUAAAUACAGCGCCAACAGCUAUCAGAGGCGACGCGGCCGCGCCAUCGAUGCAGCCGGCUCCGGCUAUGGACCAGGCGCGGGCUAUACGAAUCAGCAGCUGCGCGCGUCCCAGCAUAUGGCACUCUAUGGCAAAACAAGCAAAUCCUAUGCAGCGGCACAAGUGUAUGAUAAUGCAAUCGGCGGCGGCGGCGGUGGUGGCGAUGAGGGCGGUGGCGCCGCACGGAAUCGUAUUGGUGAAUCCGCGCACACAACGGCGCCAACGCCUGGCUCGGCGGCCGCAGCAGCAGCAGCAGCUCAAAUUGCAAGCAAAUCAUUCGAGGAGCUAGCCAUAUUCCCCAAUGGCACGGUUAAUGAGUCCUAUCGUCCGCUAACCAUAUCUCUAUAUCAUUUGCAUUUGCAUCGUUGGCUGGAAGUCUUCCCGCGCGAGCAAUUACUCGUUGUCAAUGGUGAUCGAUUAAUUGAGGACCCCGUUUCGCAAUUGAAGCGCAUCGAAACAUUCUUAGGCAUCGAGCAUCGUGUGACCAACAGUCAUUUCUACUUCAACGAGACAAAAGGCUUUUACUGUUUGCGUUACGACAGCGGUGACCGAUGCUUACGCGAAACGAAAGGACGCAAGCAUCCACAUGUUGAUCCUGUGGUCGUGUCCAAAUUGCGAAAGUUCUUUGCCGAGCAUAAUCAACGAUUCUAUGAAUUGGUUGGUGAGGAUCUUGGCUGGCCGGAAGAGUAGGCUGCACACAAACACACACACUCAAAGGAACAACCACUAAAAAGGACCCAGUGCAGUUUUGUGUGUAUGUGUGCGCGGAGGUGUGACUAGAGCAAUUGCAGGACAAUCGCUUAACGGUUAACACAUGCACCCACACACACACACACACACACACAUUGUGGUGUGUGAAAACAAGGAGCGCCACCUGAAAGCGACCACAAAGUGAGACCAGCAAUUGGCGACCAACAGUAGCUGUAAUUGAGAAUUAAGGACUGAUGGGAAAACAAAAUUUCAGUUAAUUAAUUAAUUUUAAUACACAAAUACACAUAUACAUAUUAUACAGUUUAACGCAGGUAUGUAAAUUAUACACACAUGUACAUUCAUAAGCAAAAAAUACGUAUUUACGAUAAAUAAUUGUAAGCUUAAGUCGACUUAUAGUUAUUCUACAGAGCGAUCUACACGCAAACAAAAAAGUUGCAGCAUUAAGUUUAAAAUUUAAGAAUUUCUUUUAAGCAAAACUCGGCAUGGGACGUAGGUGUCAGUGUGUGAAUGCGUGUGCGUGCGUUAACGAUAUCCUGUUGGCGAGCUUGUGAAUUCUGUGCAAUGAACCUUUGCUCGGUCCUAAAAAGCGCAUAUAUAUUUGCUGAAAAAGGAAGUUGCAAUAUACGCAUAUAUGUAUGUAUAUGUGUAUGUUUGUAUAUAAAUUUCCGCGUAAACGAGUACAUAAAUGAUUUAGGCAGUCACGCAGAAAGUAAACAGGAUAUUUGCAGAGUGAAAAUUUAAUUCAGAAAAGAGUUUUAAACUUUUUUUUAUUUAAAAUUAAAAAAAAAAAUAGUAAUUUUCGCGAUAUACAGCUUCUACAUAUCGUAGUUCGCUUAAUUAAUAUUUUCAAAAUUAAUUAUAUGUAUAUACAUAUGUAUAAUAUAUACGGAUGUAAGGGGUUACGUUGCUGGGGUUUGAAGUUAAAUUUUUUUUAUUUCUUUACUUGCCAAAAUUUCAUAUUUUUUCCAAAUUUUUCAAUUAAUCACGGCCUACUAUGUACUCAUCUACUAGCCAAUAAAAUUUUUAUUUUAGAUGAAACCUUCGUCUGUUAUGCUGACUACCGCGAGGAGACUUUUUCGGCGGUGCCUCAGAAAACCAUCUGGCAACGGAUAAAUUUCCAA